CAGACAUACUGUGUAUUGAGUAUCUAUCAUCUAAAUAACGCUACGUGUAGACUUAGUUCAAGGCUGCUAGAUGCCACAUGCAGUCGUUUCAUCGCUUGCAAAAUAAUUAGAAGAUUUUGUGAUUCUAAUCUUAGUUAAAUAUGGACGAUUAUAGAGAAAUACUAAACAUAAUCUUGGACAAAGUUGCUAAGGAACAUCAAUAUGAAGACGGUGAAAUAUCUGUGAAAUCCAUAUCUAGCGGUGGGGCCAACUACACCAGCUAUCUGCACCUUGCCACGGUCUCGGCACCAGGAAAAGAAGAUCUAAAACUUUUUGUGAAAGUCGCAGCCAUGGGCGAGAAGAUGAGAUCAUUUGCACCUAUGAGAAUAUUCGAAAUCGAAAGUUUCUUUUACAAUAGUUUGCUUAAAACCUACCAGGAAUUGGAGGAACGACAAAUGGUCCCUGCAGAACACAGACUUGUCACGCCAAAGUUUUAUGCGAGCAACGACGAAUGUUACAAAGAAGCGCUAGUUUUAGAAGACAUGACUUCAAAAGGCUUUCAAGCCUUUGACAGAUUUAAGUCAAUAGAUAAGAAGUAUGCUUUCAAAAGCGUUGAGAACUUGGCUAAACUACACGCGUUAUCUAUCGCAUGGUCGAUAGAUGACCCAGAAGAGUUCCAGAAGACAGCGGGUCUUAAGUCUGAAAACAAUAUCGAGAUAAUUUUAGAAUUUUUAAAGAACGUAACGACCAGCGCUCUGGAAGUGACAAAACCAGAUAACAAAGAUCGAAUGUCGAAAUUUUUAGAGAAAAUGACUGUACCGAAUGAAUUUGCAAAUUUCUAUAAUCCUAUACGAUGUUCAGUGCUGGCCCAUGGUGACUACAGGCCAAGUAACUUGUUACAUAGGGUAAAUGAUGAUGGCGAAGUCGACGUCAUAUCCGUGGAUUACCAGACCUUACAGAUGAGCAGUCCCAUCAUAGACUUGAUGUAUUUCAUUUACACCGGUUCCGACAAGAACUUCAGGAAACAUCACUUGAAAGACACCAUAGAACAUUACUAUACGGAACUGCGCGCCGCUCUCGAGAGACUCAAUUUAACUCCUGAUGAUAUCUACUCGAGGGACGACUUCGAUUAUGAAUUACAAAAGGUGAUGCCCUUCGGUCUUCUGAUUAGUGUGUUCUGUCUUCUUAUCAUAACAGUACAAGAGGAGGAUGCUCCCAAGGUUAACAAGGACAUUGAGAUAAACGACUUCGUCGUCAGCCCGAACGAUCUCUACAGAGAGAGGCUUAAUGACAUCAUUGACGAUUAUAUUGAUAUGGGAUUGCUUUAAAAUAGUCUAAAAAUAUUUACACUUUUACAAAACAUCUAAUUUUAAAUAUAGAUUAAUCUCAAGAAAUUAUAAUAAAAUAGUGUUUGAAAAAUCAUCAGUAACUUCUUAAAGUAUUUUGUGAAGGGAAAUCCUUUUAUUCUUCUCUGCUCUAAUGUAUUUUCUGUUAAAAAUGUGAUUUAUUGACGUAAUUGCAAAAUUAAUACAAAAAAUGGAUGCAUUCAAAUUACCUGUACUUUACUUUUAUUGUGUUUUUCAAGUAUUAUUUUUAUUACCAUUCUUUUUUUUCUCGCAGUGAAAACCUUCAGAAAGGUACCCGGGUCUCAUGGGGGUGGAACCGGGUUAUGUGGGAUUCUUACCCACUAAUACCACAGCGAUGGCCGUCUUCAGCACGGAUCGGAGAGGCUGCGGGAUCGUGUUGAUAUAACGCAUCCGCGGUCUCUCCCGUUAUUUGCUCCGCUCGUGACUUGGCGGAGGAGCUCUCCUCAGGGGGCGAAGGUAAUUUCAACCCCCCACACUCCUCGCUAGUGCGUACCGCAGCGGAGGCCAUCCCGGCUUCCGUCCUUCUCAGGGCCGUCUGAAAUAGGAUACGCGAGGCCCCUACCUCACACAGCCAUGGCCCCAGGGUUUUACGCCCUAUCUUUUAAGCCCCCGGCACCUGGGCUGUGGGACGGCCGAGACGACGCCGUCGUCGUCUCCGUCGAGCAAGAUCAGCCCUGUUUCGUUCCCGCUCCGACGUCUCCUUCUGGACCAUGACGGUCUCACAGAAGGAGGCUACGGCCCUCCACAUCGAUUCCUCGCGAAGCAUCGCUGACACGAUUGCUCGCAGGGACAGGUCUUGUCCGACUUCACGGACCAGGAUCUCCCUCUCCGCACUCCACGCGGGGCACGCCUCCAACGUAUGCUGAGCGUUGACCUGGUCUAAGUAUCUACCAUCCACGCCUACCGGUCAACUUAUAUACAUAUAUAAACUUGUAUUAUUUUAAAAUAUCAUUAAUAAUAAUUAAUGAAUAUUUUUAAUAUAGGCUAAUAUACAUAUGUAUAACAUU
Nymphalis io (European peacock) is the source of this 2353-nucleotide messenger RNA. RefSeq lists its product as uncharacterized. Lineage: Eukaryota; Metazoa; Arthropoda; Insecta; Lepidoptera; Nymphalidae. Bases 141 to 1307 code for a protein of 388 amino acids. The transcript is spliced from 4 exons. The record is from RefSeq and is a predicted model, not a curated record.